AAAAUGGCCGCGGCGGCGGCAGCGGCGGCAGCGGCUCCUCUGCUCCCCAGGGCGGCACCGGCGGCAGCGGCGGCGGCGCGGAGGAGCGGGGGACCGGCCCGGCAGCACUGAGCUCGGCACCGCCUGCCCUGCGAGCGGACGAGGCGAGAACGAGCGGGAGAGACGGCGAGCGGCGCUGCGUCCCCCCCCUCCCCCUCAGCACCCCGGCGGACCGACCGACCCUGCCCGAGGCGCUGCUGCGGCUCCCCGGGGACACGCCGCCGCCUCGGCUGCCCCGCUCCCCGCCGACCCCCGGGUCCCAGCUCCUCCCGCCGCCCACCCGGGUCCCUGCCGGAUCCCUGCGGAGGACACGGAGAGAGCCGCGGGAUCUUCCCCCCACCCCCGCCUGCCCGCGGAUCCCGCUGCGAGCCAGGCACACAGACUGUCGGGUUUCCCCGCUCCCUCCUCCCUCCGUGAAAGACUUUGCUGGAUCCUCCUCCCCGGAUCCCCUCCCCGCGCUCGCUCCUUCCUGCGGGAGCGGCUGCUGGAUCCUCCUCCCGCCCCGGAUCGGCCGCGGGGUCCCUGCGGAGCCGCGGACCCUCCUCCCCUCGCCGAGACAGCGCUGGAUCCUCCGCCCCCCCGGACCUCCCGGCGGGAUCCUCCUCCUGCCCGCAGCCCCAUGUGAGACUCCGCAUCCCCCCGUGCCUCCGCGGUGGUGGUUUAUUUUUUUUUUCCCCCCCUCCUCCUUUUAUUUUGAAGGGGGGAUCCAUCUUAAAACUCUUUUCUGGAUCCCAGUUUCUCUUUUUUGAUUUGCACUUUUUUGAAAAACCCUCAGAUGCUCCUCCAUGUGGACUGAGAACCCAUCAAGACACACACACGAGAACUCAUCCCGAUCAACUCCAAAUCCUGGCUUUUCGUGGGUUUUGCUGCAACACAUAAAAGCAAACUUGUAUUUAAGACACACUCGUGCAGAAAUUUAGCUGGGGACUUGAACGUGUAUUUCGUCUUGGUGUCUUGGUCUUGGUUAUUUUUUUGUUGGUUUUUUCUUUUUUUUUUUUUUUUUUUUUUUGCUUCACUGGAAAUCAAAAGCUUGUUUUGGAAUUGGACCUGCUUUUGCUGCACUUCUCCUCUGGGCUGGAUAACACUGAAGCUCUUUGCUUUUCUACUUGGAUAGUGUUUUCCUGUUGAUCUGUUGGGUUUUUUUUCAUCUCCUGUGUGGCAGACUUUUUUUUUUUCCCUGAGGGGGGUAAACAGACGACGACAACAACAAAAAAACUUAAUUUUUUUGGCCGUGUGAGAUUUUUUUCGUAUUCAUAUUCGUGAAAUUACGGGUACACUUACAAAAAAUUAAAAAAAAAAAGAAAAAAAAAUUGAAAAUAAGAAAGGAACACGUCAGAAAGACCCCUACACGGUAGACAAAAUACUCACUCGUUUCCUUACAGCAAGACUGAAUCGAAAGCUGCCAAAGAGCCCCAUAAAGAAAAGACUAAAAGGGAGAAAGAACAAGAAACACAAGAAGAGGAACAUUUGAUGGAAGAAAAGAAAAAGAAAAAGCAGGAAGAAAAGAAAAAGAAGGAAGGUGCUCAGAAAAAGGCUGCUGAACAAAAAACCAAAGUGCCAGAACCUAUUAAGACCAGUUUAAGCCAGCCCCAACCUGCCGGUACCGGUACCAGUACUUCCACCAGCACUCUCACCAACAGCAGCAAUGGCAAGCGCGCGUCUGCUAACGGGCAGCAGCCUGCGGCGUCCCGCUACCUGCCCCGAGAGGUGCCUCCCCGCUUCCGCCAGCAGGAACAGAAGCAGCUCCUAAAGCGGGGGCAGCCACUGCCCACCGGGGCUCUGAGUGCCCCCGGCCCGGCGCCGGGCACGGCAGCAGCGGGAGCCAGCCCUCCUCCUCCUCCUCCUCAGCAGGGAGCAGCGGGACAGCAGCAUCCCGGCAAGGGCCAGCCAGAUCUCAGCCACAGUGGAUUGGGAGACCAUUAUGAGAAUUCCCACUGGGGACAGCAGCCCGCUUUCAGGAGUGAAGGCAACUGCAGCUGGGAUAAAGUGAUAAUAGACAGGACUGACAAGGAAGCGUGGCCUUCCAUUACCGGAGCUGAGACUGAGUCUGCCUCAGAAUGUACUACAGACACUGACUCUGCCUCCAACUGUGGCUCAGAGAACAGUAGCAUGGCUACAGGGAGUGCCCAAGGCAACUUCACUGGACAUACAAAGAAAACUAAUGGCAAUAAUGGCGCCAACGGAGCACUCGUCCAAAGCACUUCUAACCAGAGUGCCCUUGGAGCUGGUGGAGCAAACGGCAACGGCGGCUCGGCCAGGGUGUGGGGGGUGGCUGCGGGCUCCAGCUCUGGCCUAGCUCACUGCUCUGCCAGUGGUGGGGAUGGAAAGAUGGACAACAUGAUGGGAGAUGGUAGAAGUCAGAACUGCUGGGGUGCUUCCAACUCGAAUGCUGGCAUGAAUCUUAACCUUAACCCUAAUGCCAAUCCAGCUGCCUGGCCUGUACUUGGACAUGAAGGAACUGUGGGAGCAGGCAACCCUUCCAGUAUUUGCAGUCCAGUCAGUGCCAUAGGUCAGAACAUGGGCAACCAGAAUGGGAACCCAACAGGCACCUUAGGUGCUUGGGGAAACUUGCUGCCGCAAGAGAGCACAGAACCACAAACGUCCACUUCUCAGAAUGUGUCUUUCAGCGUACAACCUCAGAACCUUAACACUGAUGGACCAAAUAACACUAACCCCAUGAACUCUUCACCAAACCCUAUCAAUGCAAUGCAGACAAACGGACUGCCGAACUGGGGGAUGGCCGUGGGCAUGGGGGCCAUCAUCCCGCCCCACCUGCAAGGCCUUCCUGGUGCUAACGGAACAGCGGUUUCUCAAGUCAGCGGGGGCAGUGGUGAAGGAAUGGGCAGUUCAGUAUGGGGGAUGUCCCCAGGUAAUCCUGCCACAGGAAACAGCAAUUCUGGGUUCAGUCAGGGGAAUGGAGACACUGUGAACUCAGCAUUAAGUGCUAAACAAAACGGAUCCAGCAGUGCUGUGCAAAAGGAAGGAAACGGAGCGAACGCGUGGGACUCGGGGCCUCCCUCUGGCCCCGGGGUCCUGGCCUGGGGCAGGGGCGGUGGCGGGGUUGGCAGUGUGCAUUCUGGAGCCUGGGGCCACCCCAACCGCAGCGCCAGCAACGGUGUCAACGGCGAGUGGGGCAAGCCCCCAAACCAGCAUUCCAAUAGCGACAUCAACGGGAAAGGAUCAACAGGGUGGGAUAGCUCGAGUGUUACCAGUCCGAAUCCUGCCAUGCAGCAGGGCAAUGAACAAAUGAACUCUUGGGCCAAAGCUGCGGCAUCUGGCACCACGGCUAGUGAAGGAAGCAAUGACAGCGGUGGGAGUCAAAAUGAAGGCAGUACUGGGAGGGAGGGGGCUGGAGAGGGCAGGAGGAGAGACAAAGGGAUGAUAGACCAAGGGCAAGUUCAGUUGCCAAGAAAUGACCUUGACCCCAGGGUCCUGUCCAAUACGGGGUGGGGACAGACCCCUGUGAAGCAAAACACUGCCUGGGAAUUUGAAGAGUCCCCAAGGUCUGAACGGAAGAAUGACAAUGGAACUGAGGCCUGGGGUUGUGCAGCUACUCAAUCUUCAAACUCAGGGGGGAAGAACGAUGGGUCCAUCAUGAACAGUACAAAUACCUCUUCAGUAUCUGGGUGGGUCAACUCUCCACCGGCAGCUGUUCCAACAAAUACAGGUUGGGGAGACAAUAACAACAAAGCACCAAAUGGCCCAGGGGGGUGGGGAGAGUCAGCAAGCUCUACUACUGUUAAUAAUGCUGCUGCUGCCAAAAGCGGCCACGCUUGGAGUGGGACCGCAAAUCAGGAGGACAAAUCACCUACCUGGGGUGAACCUCAGAAACCCAAAUCUCAAAACUGGGGAGAUGGACAGAAAUCAAAUCCAAGCUGGACUUCAGGAGGUGGAGACUGGACAGAUUCAUCAUCUGUUCCUGGACACUUGGGUGAUGGGAAGAAGAAUGGAUCUGGAUGGGAUUCUGAUAAUAGGUCAGGGUCUGGCUGGAAUGAUUCCACAAAGUCUGGGACCAGUGGGUGGGGGAAUGGCACAAACAGCAAGGCUAAUACAGGUACAAGUUGGGGGGAAUCUUUAAAGCCAGGCCCCCAACAAAAUUGGGCUAAUAAACCCCAGGACAACAAUGUGAGUAACUGGGGAGGAGCUGCUUCUGUAAAACAGACGGGGUCAGGGUGGGUUGGUGGGCCAGUGCCAGCCAAACAAAAAGAGAACUGUGAGGCAACUGGCUGGGAAGAGCCAUCUCCACCGUCCAUUCGCCGCAAGAUGGAAAUCGAUGAUGGUACCUCAGCUUGGGGCGACCCAAAUUACAACAACAACAAGACUGUAAACAUGUGGGAUAGAAAUAAUCCUAUAAUUCAGAGCAGUACCACAACCAACACCACCACCACUAGCACCAUUAUCAACACCAACAUGGUUGAACCUCAGCCAUCGCACCAGUCAAGUGCCCAGCCGAACCGGUCCCCGCUGCUUGGCCCAGCAGGCUGGGGAGAGAUGCCUGCUGUCCACACCAAGAGCGAAGCUUCCUGGGGAGAGCCCUCCUCCCCUUCUGCUGCAGUUGAUAAUGGCACUUCGGCGUGGGGGAAGCCCCCCAGCAGUGGCACCGGGUGGGGAGAGAAUCCUGCCGAGCCAGCAGGGACCUAUGGAAGAACAAACGCUCCAGCUGCUGCCCCAGCACUGUGCAAACCAGCUUCAAAAUCUAUGCAAGAAGGCUGGGGCAGUGGUGGGGAUGAAGUGAAUCUCAGUACUAGUCAGUGGGAAGAUGAAGAAGGAGAUAUGUGGAAUAAUACUGCUUCACAAGAGAGCAGCUCCUCCUGUAAUUCCUGGGGGAAUGCCCCGAAGAAAGGACUUCAAAAGCCCAAAACAAAUCCGCGCUUGUCCCUUGGUACUUUCUGGAGAACUGAAAGGAAGAGACUUCUUAAGGAUUUUGUGAUAGAAAAGCUGCACAGAGAUCUUUUAAAGGGCAUGAAGACAUCUAGCAAGCAGGAUGAGGCCUGGAUCAUGAACCGUCUGAUAAAACAGCUCACAGACAUGGGCUUCCCUAGAGAGCCAGCGGAAGAGGCCUUGAAGAGCAACAGUAUGAAUCUCGAUCAGGCCAUGAGUAAGUAUCUGUGUGCUCUGCUGGAAAAGAAGGUGGAAAUGGACAAGCGUGGAAUGGGAGUGACCGACUAUAAUGGAAUGGUCACCAAACCCCUUGGCUGCCGCCCACCACCAAUCUCCAAAGAGUCUUCCAUGGACCGCCCCACCUUCCUUGACAAGCUCACCCUUUCUUUCUCCAAUCAGGAUGGCGGCCUAGUGGAAGAGCCCACUACUUCACCAUUUUUGCCUUCACCAAGCCUGAAGCUCCCCCUUUCAAACAGUGCACUCCCUAAUCAGACCCUGGGCGGGAUUGCCUCAGGGCUGGGCAUGCAAAACUUGAAUUCUUCUAGACAGAUACCGAGUGGCAAUCUGGGUAUGUUUGGCAAUAGCGGAGCAGCACAAGCCAGGACCAUGCAACAGCCGCAGCAACCGCCAGUGCAACCUCUUAAUUCAUCCCAGCCUAGUCUUCGUGCUCAAGUGCCUCAGUUUCUAUCCCCUCAGGUUCAAGCACAGCUUUUGCAGUUUGCAGCAAAAAACAUUGGUCUCAGCCCUGCACAGUUAACCUCGCCAAUUAAUAAUCCUCAGCAUAUGACGAUGUUGAACCAGCUCUAUCAGCUGCAGCUGGCGUACCAACGUUUACAAAUCCAGCAGCAGAUGUUACAGGCUCAGCGUAACGUUUCCGGACCCAUGAGACAACAGGAGCAGCAAGUUGCACGUACAAUCAAUAACAUGCAGCAGCAGAUCCAGCAGCACCAGCGCCAGCUGGCCCAGGCCCUGCUUAUGAAGCAGCAGCCUCCCCCUCCACAUCUAUCUUUGCACCCCUCUGCAGGCAAAUCAGCCAUGGAUAGCUUUUCACCCCAUCCCCAGGCUCCCGGCCUUCCUGACCUGCAGACCAAAGAGCAACAGUCUUCACCGAACACCUUUGCUCCUUACCCUCUUGCUGGACUGAACCCGAACAUGAAUGUAAAUAACAUGGACAUUACUGGUGGUUUGUCAGUGAAGGACACUUCUCAGUCCCAGUCUCGCCUUCCUCAGUGGACACACCCCAACUCAAUGGAUAAUCUGUCUAGUGCUGCUUCUUCUCUUGACCAGAACUCCAGCAAGCACGGUGCUAUCCCUGGAGGUUUGAGUAUUGGUCCUCCGGGAAAGUCCUCCCUCGAUGACUCCUACGGCCGCUAUGAUCUGAUCCAGAACAGUGAGUCUCCUGCCAGCCCACCCGUAGCUGUUCCUCACAGCUGGUCACGUGCCAAAUCCGAUAGUGAUAAGAUUUCCAAUGGCUCCAGCAUAAACUGGCCACCAGAGUUUCACCCAGGAGUGCCAUGGAAAGGACUGCAGAAUAUUGAUCCUGAAAAUGACCCUGAUGUUACUCCUGGCAGUGUUCCAACUGGGCCUACCAUAAACACCACGAUACAGGAUGUGAAUCGCUAUCUGCUCAAGAGUGGAGGGUCAUCCCCAACAUCAUCUCAGAAUGCCACGCUGCCUUCAUCGAGUGCCUGGCCGCUUAGUGCCUCCGGCUACAGUAGCUCUUUCAGCAGCAUUGCAUCUGCACCUAGCAUUGCAGGUAAACUGUCAGACAUCAAGUCCACAUGGUCCUCUGGCCCAAUCUCUCACACCCAAGCCUCUCUGUCCCACGAACUCUGGAAGGUACCCAGAAACACUACAGCUCCGACGAGACCUCCUCCAGGCUUAACCAACACCAAGCCAUCCUCCACGUGGGGUGCCAGUCCCCUGGGCUGGACCAGCUCUUACUCCUCUGGUUCUGCAUGGAGUACUGACAGCUCAGGGAGAACAAGCAGCUGGCUGGUUCUUCGGAACCUCACCCCCCAGAUCGAUGGUUCUACACUGCGGACACUGUGUUUGCAACAUGGCCCUCUCAUCACAUUCCACUUGAACCUGACCCAAGGGAAUGCUGUGGUCCGAUACAGUUCCAAGGAGGAAGCAGCCAAGGCCCAGAAGUCUCUGCACAUGUGUGUCCUGGGCAACACCACCAUCCUGGCGGAGUUUGCCGGCGAGGAAGAAGUGAAUCGUUUCCUGGCGCAGGGGCAGGCGCUGCCGCCCACCUCCAGCUGGCAGUCCAACACUGGAUCCACCCCGAGCCGCCUGGGCUCCUCGGGCAGCUCCCACGGGCUGGUGCGCCCCGACGCCGGCCACUGGAACCCCCCGUGCCUGGGGGGCAAGGGCAGCAGUGAGCUGCUGUGGGGAGGGGUGCCCCAGUACUCCAGCAGCCUUUGGGGACCCCCCAGCGCCGACGACGGCAGAGUCAUCGGGAGCCCCACGCCCCUCAACACCCUCCUGCCAGGGGAUCUGCUCAGCGGGGAAUCCAUCUAGGAGACAGAGAAAACAGAAUGGAAAUAACAAUCAUCAGCACUAAAGGAAAACAAAACAAAACAAAAAUUAAAAAAAAAAAAAAUUUAAAAAAAAAAAAAUAAAAAUUAUUGAAAAAAAAAUAAUAAAAAAAUGGUAACCCUUUCCAGUCCCGGGCUUGAUGAAGAAUCCAGCUUUAACCCAUGAGACUGGCAGCCCUCCUUAGUACCUCUGUCCAAUAUCGAAUCUGAAACUGCAGAAGUCCUUGUGAACUGUUCCUGAAACAGUAUGGGCUCCUUUGGUCAGUGUCACAUGCUAAUGACAGGUUUUACUUUUUUCAUGGCUUUUUUUUUUGUUUGUUUUAUGUCGUCUUUUUAUGUUUGUAUGGUGAUUUUUUCAAAACCAAGUAUAAAAGCUGCUUAGAAUAGGUCUAUCAUGAAGGGCACUUUUCAGAAUUUGGGCUGGAAAGGGUUAUUUUAUCAACUGGGGGGGUGGGAAGGGGAAAUGAAAGCCUAUUUAAAUGAGCCUGUGACUAUUAUGCACAUUACAGAGGCGGACCCAAUAAUCAGAAAGGGUGAAGUGUGAUAUUUUACCAUUGGUACAGAAAAGUGACGAAUCCGAGUGGCAACUCUGGACUGUACAGGUUGAGAGGGGGGGAGGGAGGGCAGGGUUGGGGUAUCUCUGUGUCCACUACUCCCAUGGAUCUGCCUAUGCACAUUACCCUUGUUUCAUUACUUUUUCAUGUCAUUUUUUUAAUCCCAAAAAAUAUAAAAAGUAAAAAAAAAAAAAAAAAAGAAUAAAAAAAAA
Poecile atricapillus (Black-capped chickadee) is the source of this 8226-nucleotide messenger RNA. It is a transcript of the gene TNRC6C, whose product is annotated as trinucleotide repeat containing adaptor 6C. The transcript is spliced from 24 exons. Gene Ontology annotation, biological process: positive regulation of nuclear-transcribed mRNA poly(A) tail shortening; miRNA-mediated post-transcriptional gene silencing. Bases 1510 to 7443 code for a protein of 1977 amino acids. Gene Ontology annotation, molecular function: protein binding; RNA binding. The record is from RefSeq and is a predicted model, not a curated record. Gene Ontology annotation, cellular component: nucleoplasm; P-body. Lineage: Eukaryota; Metazoa; Chordata; Aves; Passeriformes; Paridae.